Molecule: messenger RNA, 1082 nt
Organism: Stylophora pistillata
Lineage: Eukaryota; Metazoa; Cnidaria; Anthozoa; Scleractinia; Pocilloporidae
Product: acyloxyacyl hydrolase
Biological process (GO): lipopolysaccharide catabolic process; negative regulation of inflammatory response
Molecular function (GO): acyloxyacyl hydrolase activity; calcium ion binding
Source: RefSeq, a predicted model, not a curated record
AGACAGGAUAUCUUGGUGUCAUUGUUCUUGGUGACUCAGUGGCAGCCCACUUUCACAUCCCCCCAGAAUGGCUGACAGCACCCCUCUUUUGUGACAGAGCUUUUGAACACCUUGCCUUUAUUGUAGAGAAUGAAAUGGACUGGCCCCAGUUGUCACUAUAUACAGGCUACCUAAGGUCAUCAAGGUGGCCAAUGGAAAGAGGUCAUGGUGAUUCAAUUUAUUUGAAGCUUUGGGAGAGGAACCAUUGCAACCACCGUGAUUACCAAAAUCUGGCCAAGAAUGGAGCACAGUCUUUUGAAGCAAACUCCAAACUUAUCAGAAGCAUGGCCAGAGACCCAAAGCUUGAUCAGCCUGCAUUGGUAUUCUACUCGUUCAUCGGAAAUGAUGUUUGUCAAGCUGUUCCCAAUCUGAAUAACAUUACUACGCCUGAGCAGAUGCAUAAAAAUGUUCUGGAAACUCUGAAUGGUCUGGAUAAGCAUUUGCCAAAUGGGAGUCAUGUAAUUUUGAUUGGUUUGGUGGAUGGUCGAAUCCUUUAUGACAGUCUCCAUAACCGGAUACACCCAAUAGGCCGCCUAAGGCAUGAGGUGACAUAUGAACAUUUCUAUGACUUGUUGAACUGUCUACAAGUUUCCCCCUGCUUUGGUUACAUGAAUUCCAAUGAGACCAUCAGGAAUAAAACAAGUGAAAGAGCAGCCCAGUUGAGUGCAGUGUUGAAACAUGUGGCUGAAACCUCAAAGUAUGAAAACUUUGAUGUGUUCUACUUUGACUUUCCCUUAGAAGAGGUCAUCAAGGAGUGGAAAGCAAAGGGCCAUCCAGUUUAUGAAUUAAUUGAGCCUGUGGAUGGUUUUCACCCAAAUUUGAAAGCAGAAGCUCUGGCAGCUGAUGCCUUGUGGAGAAUCCUUGAGUCCAAAGUUCCACAUGUCUUAGGGAAGGUCAACCCUUACAAGGAUAUAAUAAGACUGUUGUUUGGAGAUCAAGGAGGAUAUUAAGAGAGAUGGCAGUUUUUUUGAAGUGAUUUUUUACAUCUUUUUUUAAAACUCUUAAUAAAAAGUUAAAAAAUUAAUCGAAAAAAUUUUUAAAAA